Molecule: messenger RNA, 1540 nt
Organism: Magnolia sinica
Lineage: Eukaryota; Viridiplantae; Streptophyta; Magnoliopsida; Magnoliales; Magnoliaceae
Product: E3 ubiquitin-protein ligase PUB23-like
Exons: 1
Coding region: 267-1478 (403 amino acids)
Biological process (GO): protein ubiquitination
Molecular function (GO): ubiquitin protein ligase activity
Source: RefSeq, a predicted model, not a curated record
CCCACUUGAUGGACGUUGUGAAUUUACAAAUCUAACACAGUGGUCCCCACAUAGCGCAGUUCUUUUUGACCCGCCAAAACAAAAGCUCUCAUCACAAAUUUCAUCUACUCUCUUCUUUUAUAUAAGGAGUUACUCGAGCUCUCCCAUUAUUUUGGCUUCACAAUUUGAAUAUCUUUUCUCUAUCAAUCUUCUACCAACACCCUCUCUUUUAUCAUCAGAAGGGAAAGGCAGAGAGGAAGGAGAAAAAAAAAAUUAAAAAAAAAAAAAUGGAUAUUCCUGAAAUCCCUCCCUUCUUCAUCUGCCCCAUCUCUCUUCAGAUCAUGAAAGAUCCAGUCACCCUCUCGACGGGCGUGACAUAUGAUCGUGAGAGCAUCUAUCGUUGGGUCUUCUCUUAUAAUCACAAUACAUGCCCCGUCACGAAACAGCCCCUUACUGAUCACAAUCUCACCCCGAACACUACUCUCCUUCGCCUGAUCCAAUCAUGGAGCCGUGGGAAUUCCUCAAACGUCGCCAUACAGGUAGAUUCAUCAAAGCGAGUUCCUGACUUCUCGGCCUUUGGGAAGAUCAUUGCUGAGGUAAGAGUACCCCGAUCACAGAUCAAGUCUCUCAGAAAGAUCAAAUCUAUAAUCCAAGAGAGCGAUUACAACAGAAGAUGCAUGGAAGAAGGUGGCGUUGCUUCGCUCAUAGUAUCUCUAAUAACUGAGACAGACCCAAGAAGGUUUUCAGAUCCUAAUGACGACUCAGUGGCUACUGAAGAAGCCAUUAAGGUGCUGUAUGUUCUCAAGCCAUCGCCAGAAACCCUAAAGAAACUUGCCGAAGAUAAAAACGGCAAGCUUAUAGCAUCUUUAUCGUUGAUGAUGCAAGAUGGAAGCUACCAAAGUAGAAUUCACGCAACCCUUUUGUUAAAAUCGGUCUUUAAGCUGGUAGAUGACAUCUACAAGACAGAAUUGCGAGCCGAGCUCUUCGACAGCAUCGUCGAGAUAAUAAAAGAUCAGAAUUCAAAUCAGGCAACUAAGGCCGCUCUAUCAAUUCUAACUGAAGUUACACCAUUUGGGUGUAAUAGCAUCAAGGCGGUCGGGGUGGGACUUGUCACUGUUCUUGUGGAGUUGCUAGCAGAAAGCAAUGAAAGGCGGAGCUGCGAGGUUAUGUUGGGAGUGUUGGAGGUGUUGUGUGGGAAGGCUGAAGGGCGGGCGGCAUUCAUAGCCCACCCGGCGAGUAUGGCAGCAGUGUCGUCAAAGAUCUUGAAGGUUUCACAAGCUGCAAAUGAGAGAUCUUUGAAGGUGCUGUUGCUGGUGUGUAGGUUUUGCGAGCGUAGUGUUGUGCUGGAGAUGAUGGAGGUGGGUGUUGUGGGAAAGGUGUUCAUGGUGGUGCAGGCAGAGUGCAGUAGAAAGGCAAAGGAGAGGGCUAAGGAGAUUCUAGGGUUGCAUAUGCAGACGUGGAGCAAGUCACCUUGCUUCUCUUCAAACAUGUGGCUUUGAAGGCAAGUUGGAUUGGUUAGGUGUUUGAUUCUCUUUCUUCUUAUUUGGAUUUUUAAUUUGUG